This is a messenger RNA of Sporothrix brasiliensis 5110, 744 nucleotides long. Its product is annotated as ubiquinol-cytochrome c reductase iron-sulfur subunit. Gene Ontology annotation, molecular function: quinol-cytochrome-c reductase activity; 2 iron, 2 sulfur cluster binding. Gene Ontology annotation, cellular component: membrane. The record is from RefSeq and is a predicted model, not a curated record. The coding region runs from base 1 to 744 and encodes 247 amino acids. Gene Ontology annotation, biological process: mitochondrial electron transport, ubiquinol to cytochrome c. The transcript has 2 exons. Lineage: Eukaryota; Fungi; Ascomycota; Sordariomycetes; Ophiostomatales; Ophiostomataceae.
AUGGCCCCUCUCUCGACGGCAUCGCGCGUGCUUGCGCGCUCGGCGGCCCAGUGCAUCCAGCAGACAACGAAGCCCACGGCCAACACAACAGCACGGCUCGCGGCCGUCGCCUCCUCCAGCUUCAGCACGUCCGUCGCGCGCAACGACGGCUCGGCCGCCACCUUCAAGAGUCCCUUCCGCGGCACGUCCAAGUCCGAACAGGCCCCCGACUUCAGCCACUACCUCUCCAAGAAGAGCGGCAGCGCCAACGCGCUGUUCGGCUACUUCAUGGUCGGCACCCUCGGCGCGCUGUCCGCUGCCGGCGCCAAGUCGACUGUCCAGGAGUUCCUCGUCAACAUGAGCGCCUCCGCCGACGUCCUGGCCAUGGCCAAGGUUGAGGUCGACCUCAACACGAUCCCCGAGGGCAAGAACGUCAUCAUCAAGUGGCGUGGCAAGCCCGUCUUCAUCCGCCACCGUACCGAGUCCGAGAUCUCCGAGGCCAACGCCGUCAACGUCCAGAGCCUGCGCGACCCCCAGGCCGAUUCUGACCGUGUUCAGAAGCCCGAGUGGCUUGUCAUGCUGGGUGUGUGCACGCACCUGGGUUGUGUGCCCAUCGGCGAGGCCGGUGACUUUGGUGGCUGGUUCUGCCCUUGCCACGGCUCCCACUACGACAUCUCUGGCCGUAUACGAAAGGGCCCGGCGCCGCUGAACCUGGAGAUCCCGGCAUACGAGUUCCCCGAGGACGAGAAGCUCGUCAUUGGUUGA